This is a messenger RNA of Magnolia sinica, 744 nucleotides long. RefSeq lists its product as uncharacterized. Bases 1 to 744 code for a protein of 247 amino acids. Lineage: Eukaryota; Viridiplantae; Streptophyta; Magnoliopsida; Magnoliales; Magnoliaceae. The record is from RefSeq and is a predicted model, not a curated record. The transcript has 3 exons.
AUGCUGCUUAGCAAGAAAACUGUAAAGAAGGUAACCACAGGGCAACAAGAUGAAACUUCUGCUGAUCCAUCAAGCGCUAAAAAAUCUGUAAGCAAGAAAACUGUAAAGAAGGUUCCUAUAGGAAAGACUGGUCAGAAGAAAGAUGCAGAUACAAACACUGGUGAAUCACAAAGUGAGAAAGAAGUUGAGUGUCAAGAACAUAAAAUGAAGGGUAAGAAAGAACCAGACGGAACUUCAGUUGAGCAAGAAACUGCGGCUAAAACUACUGGAAAGAAGAAAAUAAUUAAAAAGGUGCCUAAGAAAAAGGCUCCUGUGAUUGAAGAGAAGGGCACGAGUGCAGAUAGCAAGAAGGAUGAAAAGGGAGAUGCAAGUAUGGUAUUACAGAAAGUAAGUGAAGCAAAAAAUAUGAAUGAACGAGUUGGAGUUGCUGAUGAGCAGGUAGUUGAAGCCAACAAAUCCGGAAAGAAUUUAACCCAGAAAAAGGAGUCUAAAACAACUGCCGAGAAGCAAGAUGAUGGUGCUACUGAAAAAGAAAUCAAGGAUGGCAGGGAGGAUAAAAAGGAAGAGGCAAGAGUAGAUGAUAAGGAUCUCAAGGUUGACAAAGAUGUUGCUGGGAAUAAAAUGGAGGCUGGGGUCGCAAAGCAUAAAGAUCCGAAGAAGGAUAGUCAUGAGGGCAAAAGGGAAAGAGCGAAGGAUGAAAAAGAGAAACAAACCAAGGAUGGGAAGGAUGGACCUAAAAGAUAA